AAGAAACAUGGCAGAAACCCAGCCCAUAAGAAGCGCAGAAAUAGCUGGUUGCUUAAUGCUUGCAAAUUGUUUCUCCAAGCCUAUCUAUUAAAACUCCCGCUCGUACUCGCACAAUUCAACUCAAUGGCAGACACGAAAGCUGUGGAAAAAGCUGAAGCGGUCGCAAAAAUUGAUUUAUUUGAAGACGAUGACGAGUUCGAAGAGUUCGAAAUCGGUCAAGAGUUUGAUGAAAAGAAGGAAGUAGGGAGUGAUGUAACACAGCAGUGGGAAGAUGAUUGGGAUGAUGAUGAUGUGAGUGAUGACUUCUCCUUGCAGCUGAGGAGAGAGUUGGUGAAUAAUUCUACCGAGAAGAAAUGAAAAUGAGCUAAGUCGUGCUUGUGUAUUUGUUUAACUGCAGAAUUUCGUUCGUCUUAAGUGUUUUUCUGCAAAUGUUGUUAAUCUGGUGAAAGAAUGCUUUACUCUGGUAUCGACUUUUGUUGAAUUUGAAAUCGGGUGGUUGCAACUUGCUAUUGCACGGAUAUGAGCCCUUUAUGAUC
This is a messenger RNA of Daucus carota subsp. sativus, 536 nucleotides long. RefSeq names its product protein DSS1 HOMOLOG ON CHROMOSOME V. Gene Ontology annotation, biological process: double-strand break repair via homologous recombination; mRNA export from nucleus; proteasome assembly. The transcript has 2 exons. Lineage: Eukaryota; Viridiplantae; Streptophyta; Magnoliopsida; Apiales; Apiaceae. Gene Ontology annotation, cellular component: proteasome complex; proteasome regulatory particle, lid subcomplex. Bases 124 to 357 code for a protein of 77 amino acids. The record is from RefSeq and is a predicted model, not a curated record.